This is a messenger RNA of Meyerozyma guilliermondii ATCC 6260, 642 nucleotides long. RefSeq lists its product as uncharacterized. The transcript has a single exon. Lineage: Eukaryota; Fungi; Ascomycota; Pichiomycetes; Serinales; Debaryomycetaceae. Gene Ontology annotation, cellular component: membrane. The coding region runs from base 1 to 642 and encodes 213 amino acids. The record is from RefSeq and is a predicted model, not a curated record.
AUGUUGCCGACAACAAUUCUCUCUAUGACCGUCGAGAAUAUACAACCCGAACCCAGUAGCAACAGUUCCACUGUCCAGGAAAAUGCCAUCACCAAAAACGAACCCGAUGUGUCGGAACCCGCUACAAAACCGGCUGAAAACUCCUUUAUGGCUCCGCACUUGAAACCGUUGCGUCUCAAGCUCUUGAAGGCUUUUUUGGGUGCGAUUAUCUUCAUUUCAGCCUACGCCCUUGCUGUAUUUUCGCUCUACUGGGGUGCCGCUUACGACCGAGUUUCCAAGCUCAAAAAUCUUCGAAUGUUGGUUGUGAUUGAGGACGCGCCCGUGGGUAAUGUCCAGCCAGUAAUUGGCAAUUCUAUAAGGUCGUUGGUGCAGCAACCACAGGUGAAACGGUUGGGCGACUGGCACGUUUAUUCUGGCGAAGAGUUUGCAAAACAAGCUCAGAAACAUGACAAUACAAUUGAGGAAGAAGUGCUCGCCAGAUCCAUCACCAGGAGUUCUGGUCGUCUAUUUAUGUGCGUGAGAAUGCCACCUACGAUUUUUUCCGGGCGUUGCAACUGGCGAAUACAAGUUUCAAUGCCCUGGGCUCCAUUGUGUCGAUUUACGAAACAGGUCGCGAUAACAUGGCUAUGCUGCUGUACGUGA